GACCUCACUGUUGGUGAAAGGGGACUUUUCUUUCCUGGUUGGUGUUUUUGCAGUCAUGUUGGAAGAGAAGUACCUAGGUGGCUGAAGAGAUUCGAUUUUCAGUGUUAACACAGAUGAAGCUGAUAAAAGAAGAUGUAAAACUGCUUUCUAUGUGCUGUAAUAGACUGAUGAGUAAGUAAGCCUAAAAAAGACGGAUUUCAAAUGAAGAAAGAAAUUUUGAUUUUCUUUUUAAUCACAUAGGAUUUUUGAAUAUUUGCUGAGGAUAUUUUCUCCCUCUCAAACAAAAAAUGGAAGAAGAAAAAAAUACACAAACCAAGAAACCUAAAAAUUUGAGAAGAAUAAUGAGCUUGCUAACUCCAAACAUAUCAUCUUUUUUGAGCAAAUACAAAAAACACACCAUACAUUUGUGAUUCAUUUAUCACCAAUGAUGACUUCCUAUGUUAGGAAUGACUCUUAGUUUAAAUGUUUAAGUGUUUUUUUUUUUUUUCCAUUUUUAUGGCAUAUGUUUUGACUCUUCAUUUUAAAUAGAUUGAUGUAAAGAAAGUAAGUGCCGAAUACAUGUUGUUUUUGACUGUGCCACUGUUUCCCACAUGCUGUCGCAAGGUAUUAUUAUUCCUUGAAGUUUUAUUUGAAUCAAAACUCUGUCAAGGACUCAAAUAUACAGUGUAAGUUUUCUCUUUUUGGCAACUGCACUUGCUUUGAGUAAGCUGGAUGUCAGCUGGGCUUCACAGAACAUCGGAUUUAAAGUUUUUUUUUUUUGUUUAUCAGAAUCUUUAGUGUGUGUUUUAUACUAGCCAGAUAGGAAAACACAUUAAAUACUGGCUUUAACAUGUAUGCCUAGGGAAAGGAUCUUCCCCAUGGAUCAUGGCGUUAAUGUUUACAGGACAUUUCCUAUUUUUAACAUUAGUAAUGUUCAGUUUCUUUACUUUAGAAGAAUCCGUGAGCAAUUACUCUGAAUGGGCAGUCUUCACAGAUGAUAUAGAUCAGUUUAAGACACAGAAAGUACAAGAGGUCAGACCCAAACAAAAGCUGAGGCGAAGUAUGCUUCAUCCAAGUUUAUAUUUCGAUGCUGGAGAAAUACAAGCAAUGAGACAGAAGUCCCGUACAAGCCAUUCACAUCUCUUCCGAACUAUCAGAAGUGCAGUGACAGUUAUGCUCUCCAACCCGACAUACUACCUACCUCCACCCAAGCAUGCUGAUUUUGCUGCCAAGUGGAAUGAAAUCUAUGGUAACAAUCUGCCUCCUUUAGCAUUGUACUGUUUGUUAUGCCCAGAAGACAAAGUUGCCUUUGAAUUUGUCUUGGAAUAUAUGGACCGAAUGGUUGGCUAUAAAGACUGGCUGGUUGAGAAUGCGCCAGGAGAUGAGGUUCCAAUUGGCCAUUCCUUGACAGGUUUUGCCACCGCCUUUGACUUUUUAUAUAACUUGUUGGAUAAUCAUCGAAGACAAAAAUACCUUGAAAAGAUAUGGGUUGUUACUGAGGAAAUGUAUGAAUAUUCCAAGGUCCGCUCAUGGGGCAAACAACUUCUUCACAACCACCAAGCUACUAAUAUGAUAGCGUUACUCACAGGGGCCUUGGUUGCAGGGGUAGAAAAAGGUUCCAAAGCAAAUUUAUGGAAACAAGUUGUAGUGGAUGUGAUGGAAAAGACCAUGUUUCUGUUGAAUCAUGUUGUUGAUGGCUCUUUGGAUGAAGGUGUGGCCUAUGGAAGCUAUACUGCUAAAUCAGUCACACAGUAUGUUUUUUUGGCACAGCGCCAUUUUAAUAUUAACAACUUGGAUAAUAACUGGUUAAGGAUGCACUUUUGGUUCUAUUAUGCUACCCUUUUGCCAGGCUUCCAGAGAACUGUGGGGAUAGCGGAUUCUAAUUAUAAUUGGUUUUAUGGUCCAGAGAGCCAGCUAGUGUUUUUGGAUAAGUUCAUCUUAAAGAAUGGAGCUGGAAAUUGGUUAGCACAACAAAUUAGAAAGCAUCGACCUAAGGAUGGACCGAUGGUUCCUUCCACUGCCCAAAGGUGGAGUACACUUCACACCGAAUUUUUCUGGUAUGACCCCCAGCUCACCCCACAGCCUCCUGCUGGUUAUGGUACUGCUAAAAUGCACAUGUUUCCUAACUGGGGUGUUGUCACUUAUGGGGCUGGCCUGCCCAAUACACAAACCAAUACCUUUGUGUCUUUCAAAUCUGGGAAGCUGGGAGGACGAGCUGUGUAUGACAUAGUUCACUUCCAGCCAUACUCCUGGAUUGAUGGCUGGAGAAGUUUUAACCCAGGCCAUGAACAUCCAGAUCAGAACUCAUUCACUUUUGCCCCUAAUGGGCAAGUGUUUGUUUCUGAGGCUCUCUAUGGGCCAAAGCUGAGCCACCUUAACAAUGUAUUGGUCUUCGCCCCAUCACCAUCAAGCCAGUGUAAUCAACCCUGGGAAGGUCAACUAGGAGAAUGUGCACAGUGGCUCAAGUGGACUGGUGAAGAGGUUGGUGAUGCAGCUGGGGAAAUAAUCACUGCCUCUCAACAUGGGGAAAUGAUAUUUGUGAGUGGGGAAGCAGUGUCUGCUUAUUCGUCAGCAAUGAGACUGAAAAGUGUGUAUCGUGCUUUGCUUCUCUUAAAUUCUCAAACUCUACUAGUUGUCGAUCACAUUGAAAGGCAAGAAGGUUCCCCAAUAAAUUCUGUCAGUGCCUUCUUUCAUAAUCUGGACAUUGAUUUUAAAUACAUCCAAUAUAGAUUCAUGAAUAGGUUUAAUGGUGCCAUGAUGGAUGUGUGGGAUGCACACUACAAAAUGUUUUGGUUUGAUCAUCAUGGCAACAGCCCAGUGGGUAGUAUACAGGAAGCAGAGCAAGCUGCAGAAUUUAAAAAGAGGUGGACUCAAUUUGUUAAUGUUACAUUCCAGAUGGAUUCCACAAUCACAAGAAUAGCCUACAUCUUUUAUGGGCCAUAUGUCAAUGUUUCCACUUGCAGAUUCAUUGAUAGUUCCAGUACUGGACUUCAGAUUUCUCUCAAUGUCAAUAAUACUGAACAUAUUGUUUCCAUUGUAACUGACUACCAUAACCUGAAUACUAGAUUCAGUUACCUGGGAUUUGGUGGGUUUGCCAAUGUGGCUGAUCAGAAUCAAAUAACCCAUUUCGGUUUGGGCACUGAAGCAAUAGUAAAGCCUUUAAGACAUAAUAGAGUCAUUUUCCCCUUUGGAUUUAAAUUUAAUGUGGCAGUUGGAUUAAUUUUGUGCAUUAGUUUGGCAAUUUUAACUUUUCAAUGGAGAUUUUACCUUUCUUUUAGAAAGCUAAUGCGUUGGAUACUAAUACUUGUCAUUACCUUGUGGUUUAUUGAGCUGCUGGAUGUGUGGAGUAGUUGUACUCAGCCUAUCUGUGCAAAAUGGACAAAAAAAGAGACGGAGGCUGGCAAGAAGACGGGGCCUUCUGAGGGGCACUACGUGGAUCUUCCUGAUGUUGUCAUUACCUCACUUCCUGGUUCGGGAGCUGAAAUUCUCAAACAACUGUUUUUCAACAGUAGUGAUUUCCUCUACAUCAGAGUUCCUACAGCCUACAUUGAUAUCCCUAAAACUGAAUUUGAAAUCAACUCAUUUGUAGAUGCUUGUGAAUGGAAAGUGACAGAUAUUCAUAGUGGGCAUUUUCGUUUACUCCGAGGCUGGUUGCAGUCUUUAGUACAGGACACAAAAAUACAUUUGCAAAAUAUCCAUCUACGUGAACCCAGUAGGGGUAAACUGGGCCAGUAUUUUACAAUGAAUAAGGACAAGAAAAGAAAAUUGAAAAGGAGAGAGUCUUUGCUAGAACAAAGAAGUAGAAUGAAAAGCUCCUUUGAUAGAGAUGCUGAAUAUAUUAGGGCCUUGAGGAGACACCUAGUCUAUUAUCCCAGUGCACGGCCUGUGCUCAGUUUAAGUAGUGGUAGCUGGACAUUGAAGCUUCCAUUUUUUCAGGAAGUUUUAGGAACUUCUAUGAGAGCACUAUACAUAGUAAGAGACCCUCGAGCAUGGAUUUAUUCAAUGCUAUAUAGUAGUAAACCAAGUCUUUACACUUUGAAGAAUGUACCAGAGCACUUAGCAAAAUUGUUUAAAAUAGAGAGAGGUAAAGGCAAGUGUAGCUUAGAUUCAGACUAUGCUUUUGAGUAUGAACCAUUGCGAAAAGAAUUAGCAAAAUCUCAGUCUAAUACUGUCUCCUUAUUGUCUCAUUUGUGGCUAGCAAACACAGCAGCAGCCUUGAGAAUAAAUACAGAUUUGCUGCCUACCAGCUACCAGCUCAUAAAAUUCGAAGAUAUUGUUCAUUUUCCUCAGAAAACUACUGAAAGGAUAUUUGCUUUUCUUGGAAUUCCUUUGUCUCCUGCGAGUUUAAACCAAAUAUUGUUUGCUACUUCCACAAACCUUUUUUACCUUCCUUAUGAGGGGGAAAUAUCACCAACUAAUGCUAAUGUUUGGAAACACAACUUACCUAGAGAUGAAAUUAAAUUAAUUGAAAGCAUCUGCUGGACACUGAUGGAUCGUCUAGGAUAUCCAAAGUUUAUGGACUAAAUGCUGCAGGUCAGCAGAAAUUUGCACUAAUGUUUCCCAACCCAUUUUGUGGAUAUGAACUAGAAGAGUUUGUUUAUUCUUGUAUUCUGCGUGUGCGUGCGUGCAUGUGUGUGUGGGAGGGUGGGUGUGUUUUCAGUCCGUUACUUGCACAGAGAAAUUAUUUUAAAAAUAAGUACCAUAUUUUGCCUAGCAGGAUUUAUUUUUAUGUUCUCACUUUCCUUGCCUUUGUUUCUUAAAUUUUUUUCUGCUGAAAUAUUUGUGCUACAUACAUGCAGAUGAAGUUAUAUCAUGGGGGUCCAGAGAGAGGAGAAGAUUUUAAAAGAUUUUCUCUAACUCACCUUCAUCUGUGACUGUGCUAAUCCUUUUUGGAGGACCUCAAACAUUACUAAAAGGCCUUGAAAUUGCUGCUUUACCCAAGCAUUUCUUUCUUUGAAGAUGGACUACAAAAGUUUCUUAUCUUUUUGAAAAAAUCUUCUAAAACACUUAGGUGUCACAAAGAAAAAGGAAAAAUUCAUUUCACUUUGUAUAAUGUCACUGGGGAAAUGGUGAAAGUUCCUAUUAGAACUAUCAGAUUCCUUCUAAAAAAAAACAGAUGGAAAUUCAGAAUAAAGAUUUCUCUUUUGAGAUCAGAAACUGUCUGAAAAAAGCCUGUUUAAAUUUUUGUUUGUUUGUUUUUUACUUAGAAAUAAUAAAGAUUAUAUCUGUGAACAGUC
Cavia porcellus (domestic guinea pig) is the source of this 5216-nucleotide messenger RNA. RefSeq names its product dermatan sulfate epimerase like (gene Dsel). The record is from RefSeq and is a predicted model, not a curated record. The coding region runs from base 865 to 4503 and encodes 1212 amino acids. The transcript has a single exon. Gene Ontology annotation, molecular function: sulfotransferase activity; chondroitin-glucuronate 5-epimerase activity. NCBI's taxonomy places the organism in Eukaryota, Metazoa, Chordata, Mammalia, Rodentia, Caviidae.